Molecule: messenger RNA, 888 nt
Organism: Engraulis encrasicolus (European anchovy)
Lineage: Eukaryota; Metazoa; Chordata; Actinopteri; Clupeiformes; Engraulidae
Gene: psmb3
Product: proteasome 20S subunit beta 3
Exons: 6
Coding region: 120-737 (205 amino acids)
Biological process (GO): proteasome-mediated ubiquitin-dependent protein catabolic process
Cellular component (GO): proteasome core complex, beta-subunit complex; proteasome core complex
Source: RefSeq, a predicted model, not a curated record
GAUGGUUGUUUCGCUCAGAAAUCGUGUAGUCACUGUGGGCUUUCUACUUGUAACUGAAACUGCUGUGUGAAGCGGCAGUGAAUUCUUGUCACCCCAAGUAACAACUUAUAUAUUUCAAAAUGUCUAUUAUGUCAUAUAACGGAGGGGCCGUCAUGGCGAUGCGUGGCAAGGACUGCGUGGCCAUCGCGGCGGACCGGCGGUUUGGCGUGCAGGCGCAGAUGGUCACCACCGACUUCCAGAAGGUCUUCCCCAUGGGGGACAGGCUAUACAUCGGCCUAGCCGGCCUGGCCACAGACGUACAGACCGUAUCACAAAGACUGAAGUUCCGCCUCAACCUGUACGAGCUGAAGGAGGGCCGCCAGAUCAAACCCAAGACCUUCAUGAGCAUGGUGUCCAACCUGCUCUACGAGAGGAGGUUCGGUCCUUACUACAUCGAGCCGGUGAUCGCCGGGCUGGACCCCAAGACCAUGGAGCCCUUCAUCUGCUCGCUGGACCUGAUUGGCUGCCCUAUGGUAACGGAGGACUUUGUGGUGAGCGGCACCUGCUCCGAGCAGAUGUACGGCAUGUGCGAAUCCCUCUGGGAACCCGACCUGAGCCCUGAUGACCUGUUUGAGACCAUCUCCCAGGCCAUGUUGAACGCAGUGGACAGAGAUGCCGUGUCAGGCAUGGGGGUUGUCGUCCACGUCAUUGAGAAGGAGAAGAUUACGACACGCACCCUGAAAGCCAGAAUGGACUAGACAUCCCCUCCCCCCUCCGCUGCUGCAUCCGGUUUUUCCUACUCUCCACCACCUCACUUUUUAUAUGACAAAGAACUGCGGAUAUUGUUAUUUUUUUCUUAUUGGAGUUGUCCUGCUCAUUAAUUAAAUGAAAACUGUAGUCUCUCCGUGA